Arabis nemorensis is the source of this 969-nucleotide messenger RNA. The record is from the annotation of a GenBank genome assembly. Lineage: Eukaryota; Viridiplantae; Streptophyta; Magnoliopsida; Brassicales; Brassicaceae.
AUGAUCGAGACUGGAAGAUACCUUAUCGGCGCCGCCGGAGCUAGCGGAUUCGGUUCUAAAUCCACCGCCGAACAAGUAACCGAGAAUUGCGAUCUUCGUUCCACAACAGCUGUAAUCACCGGAGCGACGUCGGGAAUCGGAGCGGAAACGGCGAGAGUGUUAGCGAAAAGAGGAGCGAGGUUGAUAUUUCCGGCGAGAAACGUGAAAUCUGCGGAGGAAGCUAAAGCGAAGAUCGUCUCUGAGCUUCCGAUGAGUGAGAUCGUCGUUAUGGAGCUUGAUCUUAGUUCGAUUUCUUCCGUACGGAGAUUCGUUUCCGAUUUCGAAUCUCUCGAUCUACCUCUUAAUCUUCUCAUAAACAACGCAGGGAAGUUAGCACAUGAACAUGCAAUAUCCGAAGACGGGAUCGAGAUGACAUUUGCAACUAAUUAUCUUGGCCAUUUUCUCUUGACUAAUCUGUUGCUAAAGAAGAUGAUUGAAACGGCAGAGGAAACAGGAAUCCAAGGUAGGAUCGUUAACGUUACGUCGGGGAUUCACGGUUGGUUUUCCGGGGACAUGAUCGAGUAUCUCCGGCUUAUUUCUCAACCCAAGUGUCAAUUCGAUGCGACACGUGCGUAUGCUCUCUCGAAGCUUGCUAAUAAAAUUGAAGCGAACGUGACGGUAAACUGUGUACACCCAGGAGUAGUUAGAACCCGGUUAACAAGAGACCGAGAAGGUUUAUUGACAGAUCUUGCCUUCUUCCUCGCUUCCAAGCUCCUUAAGACCGUCCCUCAAGCAGCAGCAACGACGUGUUACGUGGCAACGAAUCCAAAGUUGGUGAACGUAUCGGGGAAGUACUUUACGGACUGCAAUGAAACGACACCGUCUGGACUCGGAUCAGACUCUUCCGAAGCUACCAAAUUAUGGGCUGCUUCUGAGUUUCUAGUAACUCAACAUUCCAAGACCGUUUUCGAUCCAUUUAUCCAAAGAUAA